Molecule: messenger RNA, 600 nt
Organism: Colletotrichum orchidophilum
Lineage: Eukaryota; Fungi; Ascomycota; Sordariomycetes; Glomerellales; Glomerellaceae
Product: ran-interacting Mog1 protein
Exons: 3
Coding region: 1-600 (199 amino acids)
Biological process (GO): protein import into nucleus
Cellular component (GO): nucleus
Molecular function (GO): guanyl-nucleotide exchange factor activity; small GTPase binding
Source: RefSeq, a predicted model, not a curated record
AUGACCCGGUACAAAAGCACACCGCUCUACGGCGGCGCUCUGGUCAGUGACUUGCCUGACAAGUUCGCCGACGUCAGCAAACUCCGUGAGGUACCCGACAACCAGGAAGUCUGGAUCGACUCGGACGGCUUCACGAGCAUCAUCUUUGACAUCACGGAGCGCGUCGGUCCCGCGGGGAGUAGCCCCGAGAUUGACGGCCGCGCCUUGACAACGCAUCUCGAGGAACUCGUCGGCGAGGACGUGGAUACUGUCAAGGUGUGGAACACGACCGAGACCUCAUUCUCGAGACUCAGCACAGAUAUCCCAGCCUAUACCCUCAUCGCAACGCAGACCCCGCGCGUCUCAAAAUCCUCCCGCUCCUCGUCUUCCUCGGCGCCUGACUUCACGGCCAUCAUUCUCACCCUCGUCCGCCUCGAGAAGGAGUCGACAGAUAUUUUGGUUACAAUCAACGUGCCGCACAUCAAGGGCGAGUACGACGAGGCUGACGUCGACCUGGAACUGGGCAAGCAGGGGAAGCUAAUUGGCGACGCCGUCGAGUACGCCGCGCGCAUCUGGGAGACGUUCAAGGUCAAGGACUGGACGCUGUUCCAGGAGGUUUGA